This is a messenger RNA of Parasteatoda tepidariorum (common house spider), 2932 nucleotides long. The record is from RefSeq and is a predicted model, not a curated record. NCBI's taxonomy places the organism in Eukaryota, Metazoa, Arthropoda, Arachnida, Araneae, Theridiidae.
CUGUCCACAAUUUCGUGUUUUAUUCCUUGAAUGUUUUAAACACGGUAAUUCGCUGUUUAAAAUAGUUUAUUAUUUCUUUUCUGUUACGUUUUAUGUACCAAAUGUCGUACGCAAUCUUUUGUGUCAAUGUAAACAUGCGAACGUUACAUAAGAACUGAUAUAUGAAUCCACAUCUGCAACUUGUUGAUUGUUGCUUUUCUACCGUUGUUAAAAUAAAAGCAAUAACAAUUUUAAUAUACUUUUAGAUAAGGUCGUUUAUUUUGUAUCUCAGCAUUAUAACUGCAAAAUAAAAUUAAUUUAAAUAUUGAAUGAAUUUCAAUAUAUGAGAUUUAUCAACAAACAGUGCUCACCUUAACUAAAAGAAGGAAAAAAUAAAAACAGUUUAUUACUUUAAAUGGCAUCUGUUUUAAGGACUAAGUGAUAAUAAAUAAAUACUUCACGUUCCCGUCCAUAAAUAAAUUAUAUCAUCAUAGCUAUUUUACUUAGAUAGAAAUUAUACGAUAGUUAAUAGUUACUGUAAAUGUGAUUAUGUUAAUUAAUGUUAUGUCUUUUGUUAAUUUUAUUUCAGUAAUUUUAUUUUUGUGCUGAUUUCCAUGCUCUAAAUUGCAUACAUCUUUGAGCUAUACAAUCCAUGCCUAUCGUCUAUUACGAAAUCUCAUACAUCUAGAAUUGUGCGCAUCAAAGCCUUUUGUUCUUCUUUUUUUAAUAUAUAAAUAAAUUUUACUAGAAAAGUUAACCUUAAGAACUGUUUCAAAAUUUAGAAUCACCAAUCAGAACAUAAUUCAAAUUAUUUUUAAACUUGUACGUAAACUUGUACGAAAUGCAAAGCAUUUCAACUUGUUAAUAGUUUGUUAACAAUAGUAACAAUUGUUAGCGGCCACAUUGCAUUCAUUAACGGACUACCUAUUAAUCGCUCCAUCCUUGUCUUUCCUUUUGCUGCUGAAAGAAAACAUAUCGCGCAUUCUAAAAGAGCAACAUCCUCCUCCCUCAUCCCUGGAAUCUUAAAAGGCAAUCAAUAAACGGCCGCCGCAAACAGAUUACUUCCCUUCUUUCCGAGGAGGAUAACGUUUUUCUCUUCUCCAGCAGAGCGGACUUCCGACAACUUUGAGCGUGUUUUGCACGUGUUUAAGAAGAAGAAUGUUUAAAAAAAUUUCAAAUGACACAGCGAACUAUACGGGCGGACAGGACACCGACGUCUCUCUAUUUAAUUUUGAAGACAUCUUUUUUUUCAUUUUGACGAUGCCAACUAUGAUGUCAAUAAUUUUAUCUGCCAUUUUCUUAAAUACACUUGUUAUCAUGAGUGUUUACCAAAACAAAAAAUUACAAACAUUCACAAACUAUUUUAUUGUGUCUCUGGCCUGCACCGACAUUUUAGUGGCUUUGUUUGCUAUGACAUUUAAUGCCAUUCAAACAGUUAUGGGGAGAUGGAUAUUCGGAGAAGUUGUUUGUGACUUCUGGAAUAUCUGUGACGUCUGUUUUUCAACAGCGUCAAUUCUCCACCUCUGUUUCAUCAGUAUGGAUCGAUAUUAUUCACUCGUCGAUCCUCUUAAACACCGCAGUAAAAUGACCUGCCACAAAGUGUUCGUCAUGCUUGGUGUCAUCUGGACUCUAUCAGCAGUCAUCAGCUUCAUACCCAUAUAUAUGAAGAUUUACACUACGGAUGAGCAUUUAAAGAAUCGCUUAAGGCACCCAGAAACGUGUGACUUUAAGGUCAACAAAACCUACGCGAUCAUCUCGUCUGGAAUAAGUUUCUGGGUGCCAGGUACUUUGAUAGUAGGAGCCUACAUCCGUAUAUAUCGACUGGCUAAGCAAGCUACUGAUACAUCUGAUAUAGACGCAGCUGAACAUAACGACAAAUCGAUAUCACCCCGGGAAAAAGGUGACCCGACAGUUAUUAAACGGAAUUUCAAUAAACUGAAAAAAGGACAUAAACCUGAAAAAACAUUAGGACUAAUUUCAGGAGCCUUCAUAAUUUGUUGGUUACCAUUUUUCGUGUGGUACGACUUCGUCAGCCUUUGCUCGUCGUGUGAAUGCCCCGAAGUAAUAGGGCAAAUCCUUUUCUGGGCAGGCUAUUGUAAUUCUAGUCUGAAUCCUAUUAUUUACGCAUAUUUCAACCAUGAAUUUAGAACUACAUUUAAAAAAAUAAUUACAGAUAUGACGAGUGGUAAAAUAAAGAAAAGGAACACUAUUCGGGAAAACAUCAACUGCCACUGCGUCAGAUACACUGGAAGCGUAGAAGAGGUCUAACAUGGUACAUUUCAUUCAUGAUCUAUAGGGGCUAAGGAAUAGAAUGUUCUUUCACAACAAGUGACUGUCUGUUAUACAACUUUUCAUUUUUCUCAUCAUUUGUGUCCUUGAUGAAACGCCCAGAGUUUUGUUACCAGACCCGAAGUUUUUUUUCUUGAAACUACGAUAAAUAAGCAGAUGUAGCAAGUUGAUAGUAGAUACAAUAUCUACUAACAAUACAAUAAAUGUGAUCGGAUUUUGAAGAUCAGAAACGUCGCUUAAUCAAAGAAAUUACCUUCUGUGUCUGAUUUCUCAGCUUCUGCAGUAGUUAAUUAACAUAAUGGAGUUGGAACCUAGAUCCAUUAAGAUUGAGUUAUAGUACGAAAAGAUCCGUAUGUAUGUUGCAUAUUAAUAAAAACUUAUGUCCCGAACAGACGCUUUUAUACCCGAACUCUCUUUUUAUGGGGGAGGGUAUCUUACUUUUUUUUUAUUUUCAAGGAUAAUUAUUGUUUUUAAUUCUAAUUAAUGUAUCUAAUAAAUUAUUAAUGUAUGUAAUUAAUGUAUCUGCUAAUGUAUUUAACUCUUAUUAACGUAUUCAAGGGUAUUUAUGUAUCAAGGUAUUAUUUAAAUCCUAAUUAUGGUGUUAUACUUUGUUUUUUUCCUUUACAGAAAAAUUCAGAUAAAAAAAUACUUUACAAUUUUUUGU